UUUCUAAUACAGCAACGUUUCUACAUAUUACUUUGUUCAAGUUGUCAGGCAGCUAUUCAAGAUGUUGAAAUUUGUAAUCUUUGCUUCGGUGCUUUGUCUGUAUUAUGUUUCCAGUGUAGAAGCUAUAUCUGGUACUACUAUAGCCAAUAAAGCUGACAGUCACGUGGAGAGUACAAAAUGGAGUAAAGCCUCAAGUCAUGAUACAGGCCGCAAUACAAACAAAUGCAACAUCUUUAUCAAUGAUGUGAUGAAAGAGGUUGGCGGUAGCGUCCCUCAAAGAUCGUGGUGGCGACAUAGUCCAAUUGGCGCCGGUGAAUGGGGAAAUCCCCACUCUAGCUACCUUUCAGACGAUAAUUGUUGGAGAAAUGUUGGCAGUCCAUCUAUCGGUGAUGUUAUGGGUGAUGGUGUCCACGUGGCUUUUUAUACCGGAUAUAGAACAACUACCAGUGCCAGAUAUGAUAAAAUUGUUAAAAAUAGUUGGGGUUUUAGAAGUUCCGGCUCUGGUGCCGAAUCCAAUACUUAUGCCUAUUGGAGAUAUAUUUGUUAAGAUUGUUAUUUUGUUUAUGAAAUGCAUUAAGGAGUAUUAACAAUUCCUGAAUUGU
Molecule: messenger RNA, 602 nt
Organism: Lottia gigantea (owl limpet)
Lineage: Eukaryota; Metazoa; Mollusca; Gastropoda; Lottiidae
Exons: 3
Coding region: 62-547 (161 amino acids)
Source: RefSeq, a predicted model, not a curated record